ACCGAGGACGCAAGUAUGACGUCUUACGUAGAAGUGGCGUUGUCUCUAUGGCUGCGGACGACGCGGAGGUAAUCUCGUUGCUAACAAGAGCUAGAACACUGCUUCGUUCCCGUUAACUGUAUAGAUACAAUGGUCGAUUAUGACAGCGCCAAUGGCUGCUGGGACACUUGUUAUGCAGUCUGAAGCAGGAGCGUGUGCACGUUGUCACACAAACGCCACGUUAUUGCAGUUGGCUUCUCGCUAACAUACCUAGGUUGCGCUAGCUUGCUGCUAACAUUGCACUAAUUGUUACGGUACGUGGUUUUAAUUAGCUACAUUGCUAAUCUUAUUUAACCCGACUGUUGAGAGUGGUGACACCAACACCAUAUUCCCUAUUGUCAUUUCAACUAACCGUGCAGCUAAGAGAAGAUAGCUCGAUGUAUCACAAAGAGAAGAGCAUCCAGAUCAAAAACAGCGCCUCGGCGCUGUACAACAACCUCGGCGUGCUACGCAUCGCCCCUCGGCGCCUCACCUACUUCACGGUGGUCCAUGCCAACGUGGUCAACAUGGUCAGCGCGUCGUGGGACGGCCUCAACUAUUCCCACCGUCAGCUGCAGUCCAAGGAGCCCAAUGUCGCCACCAGCACGUCUCUCAUCACGCAGGCUGCUUUUUGUGCGCUGCCCUCUCGUGAUCUGCUGGUGGUGACCUCUCAGAAAGGCAUCCAGAUGUAUGAAUCUGAUGGCUCCAUCAUGGUGUACUGGCAUGCCCUCGAUACUCCAGAAACAACUACAGCUCAAGCCGUGUUUGCUCGAGGAAUAUCAGCAGUGUGUGAGAGUUAUAUAUGUGUGGGCCUUUCAACUGGUGCAAUUCUAGUAUUUGAUGUUCCCAGUAAAGGCAGUAAUAUUACCUUGUCGGAUGUCAUGGAGGGGCACAAGGAGUCCAUCACUGACAUGGCCUCAGAAUGCUGUGGCGGCGAGGUGUGCAUUGCUGAUCUGGUCAGUGCAGAUGAUGGGGGCAACCUGUGUGUGUGGCAGUCUGGGGAGGAAUUUAAGUUACUCAACCAUAUCCCUGGCUUUGACAUUAGCUGCUCAUCUGUGAAGUUGUGGAAAGGUACAGUGGUGGCAGGUUACGGCACGGGCCAGAUUCGUCUCUAUGAGGCAGUGACGGGAAUCCUGCAUGCUGAGGUCAACGCCCACGCUCGCUGGAUAUACUCACUCGACAUUGCUCCUUUUUCUGGGCUGGUGAGUUGUAUAAACCGCAUUCAUUUUUUAAGCCUACUGCUGUCUGCUGCUGAGGACUCUCUGGUCAGGGUGUGGCACCUGACAAUGACCCCAGAGAGCCACAGCGUGGAGAUUGCCCAUUUGUACAAUGAGUGUGUGACGGACACGCAAAUCUGUGGCGCCAAGUUCUGUGACGGCGAUGGUUAUGCCUUUGCAGUGACAGGCUAUGACCUGAGUGAGAUUAUCCGUUACACACAGUCAUAGGACUACAUAUAAGAAUGUGAAUUCGGUAUAUUGUGUUUCUGGAAAGAUAUCAUGAUCCAGAGAGAAGGGUCAAAAGGAAAGGGAUAUUUAAUGUAAUCGUUUUUAGGAGAGACAUUGUUUUCACAGCCUUUCUGUCUCUAUCUCUGUAUCUACACGGUUUGAAGGAGAUUAGCAUAUAACAACAUAUUUCAAAAGGAAAAAAAUAUAUGUACAAAUGUUUACAUGUAUGAGAAUGUAGCUUUAAAAAGUUAUAAAUUAUUCUAUUUUUCCUUCUGACGUAAUUAUUGUUUCAAGCAGCUGUAGCAGUAAAGUUUAUCAACAAAGCAGCUGUGUCUGGGUCGUCAUUUUUCACUUCACAAAUGCACCAAUAGAUGGGGCUGUGGAUCAAUUAUCUUUGAGCAGGGCAGUGACAGGACAGCGCUAACAGAUUUCAUGAGAGGACAGAGUGGGGUCGC
This is a messenger RNA of Anarrhichthys ocellatus (wolf-eel), 1918 nucleotides long. RefSeq names its product WD repeat domain 54 (gene wdr54). Gene Ontology annotation, cellular component: centriole; ciliary basal body. Gene Ontology annotation, molecular function: protein binding. NCBI's taxonomy places the organism in Eukaryota, Metazoa, Chordata, Actinopteri, Perciformes, Anarhichadidae. Gene Ontology annotation, biological process: cilium assembly. Bases 417 to 1463 code for a protein of 348 amino acids. The record is from RefSeq and is a predicted model, not a curated record. The transcript is spliced from 9 exons.